Molecule: messenger RNA, 1132 nt
Organism: Puntigrus tetrazona (Sumatra barb)
Lineage: Eukaryota; Metazoa; Chordata; Actinopteri; Cypriniformes; Cyprinidae
Product: peptidyl-prolyl cis-trans isomerase-like 3
Biological process (GO): protein folding; protein peptidyl-prolyl isomerization
Cellular component (GO): catalytic step 2 spliceosome
Molecular function (GO): peptidyl-prolyl cis-trans isomerase activity
Source: RefSeq, a predicted model, not a curated record
UCAUUGUUACCAGUGUUCACAUGCAUGUAACCAUUUGAUAUAUUUAUGGCUGACCUGAUUAUUUGUAAUAAAUCCACUAUUCUUUCCUUUUUUAUUUUUUGUUUGUUUGCAAAGUAAAUGUAAAAUAGAAAUGAAGUAAAUGCUACAAAAUGUAUAAAGCCAUACAGAGUGAAUAAACACUCGGGUUUAGUGUGUCAAUAAAAACCACUGUAAGCAAUUGUGUCCAUGAUUGUAAUGAAUACGUUGUUGUUGUUUAUAUAAAGAAUAAUAUAUGCGGUUGUAAACAAUACCGUAGUGACAAGUUACUUUUAAAAUAUUUACUCAACAUUAUUGUAAUUAUCUUUACUGUUAAAACUGCUUUUAUUUACGCGUAGACUGAAAAUGCCGCUUUGAAAGCUAAAUGGGAACCUUUUCAUUGAGCUGCGUCGGACGUUAUUCAGUGAAACACUGCGACGAAGGCGGUUCGCUUGCAAUGCUGAAGUAGUAUGUUUUAGAAGAUGGCCGUUACUCUACACACAGAUCUGGGUGAUCUCAAGAUAGAGUUGUUUUGUGAGAAGGCCCCGAAAAGCUGUGAAAAUUUUAUUGCACUGUGCGCUAGUGGGUUUUACAAUGGAUGUAUUUUUCAUCGAAACAUAAAGGGCUUUAUGGUCCAGACCGGAGACCCAACAGGGACAGGCAAAGGAGGGACCAGUAUUUGGGGAAGAAAGUUUGAAGAUGAAUUCAGUGAACAUCUGAAGCACAAUGUCAGGGGGGUGGUGGCCAUGGCCAACAAUGGACCAAACACAAAUGCAUCACAGUUCUACUUCACAUAUGCAAAACAGCCUCACCUGGACAUGAAGUACACAGUUUUUGGAAAAAUUAUAGAUGGAUUAGAUACUCUGGAUGAACUAGAGAAACUCCCUGUGAAUGAAAAGACCUUUCGUCCCCUUAACGAUGUCCGUAUUAAGGAUAUUACUAUUCAUGCCAACCCAUUUGCUGGUUGAUUGAUUUCAUUGUGAAACAUUCAUAAAGCCUUGUUUUGUAAAUAGAAAUUUUUGCUGUUGUUUUCAGUUUCGCCUUUUCCCAUAAUAUUUUACAUUGGGUUUUAAAUGCAAGGUAUUUUAUUAACAAAUAAACAUUUUCACUAAAUUUA